AUGCAACCUCUCAGGGUCCUCCUAGCCAGUCUGGUGAUCUUCCCAGUCCUGACGGUCGCCGCCCCUUCGCCAGCAUCCUCCGUUUCCCUCUCUUCCAAGGUCAUCGGCCAGCUUCCAGACGGCACUUGGCUGGAGAACCUCGCGGUACGGCCCAAUGGCGACAUCCUCGCCACGCUCCUCUUCCCCUACGGCGCCAUCUACACCAUUCGACAGUCCCCGCAAGGCCCGAAUGGCCUGGAGCUGCUUGCCAACUUCACUUUUGUCGAUUCCCUCGGUGGCAUCACUCCUGUAGCGGUGCCCAGGGGGCUUGAAACUUAUGUCGUAGUCGGUGCCAAUACGACUGGCCUGUCUCAGCCCAUCCCUGGCACGUUCAGCGCCUGGACCGUCACCUUUCAGCCGACAGAGCGCCAACACGUCCGCAUUGACAAGGUCAGCGACAUGAGCCCCAACAGCAUCUUCCUCAACGGCGUUGUCAGCAUCCCCGACGUCCCUCACGCGGUCCUCGUUUCCGACUCUGCAGCUGGCAGCGUCGGCCAUCUCGACAUCCAGACGGGCGAGUUCGACCCUGACGCCUUUGUCUUCCCCGAGAUGCAGCCUCUUCCAGGCAGUGCUUUUCCACUGGGCAUUGACGGCAUCCGUAUCCACGACUGUCAUCUCUACUGGACCAACGCUUUCCAGGCCACCAUCUACCGCGUUGCCCUGGCCGCCUCUGGUUAUCCUGCUCUAGGCGCUACACCAGAGAUGGUUGCCAACUUGACGUCGCUUGCCCGCGGCCUUGACGACUUUGCUUUCGACUCUCGUGGCAACAUUCUUGCCGCCACCAACUUUGACAACUCGGUCUUGUAUGUUGACGUGAGCACCGGAGACGCUGGGACUAUCUUGGGCGGCGAGGACGACAUUACCUUUGCUGGCUGUACGAGCGUGUACUUUGGUCGGGGAUGGGCUGAGCCCAAUAUUUUCUUUGUGAGUACAUCGGGUGGGUUGGCGAAUCCUGUUGGUGGAAACAGAACAGCUGGUGCGAGUAUUGUGUCUGUUGAAAUGUGUGGCUUCGCGGACUUGAUUGCCGGUUGA
Molecule: messenger RNA, 1071 nt
Organism: Trichoderma aggressivum f. europaeum
Lineage: Eukaryota; Fungi; Ascomycota; Sordariomycetes; Hypocreales; Hypocreaceae
Exons: 1
Coding region: 1-1071 (356 amino acids)
Source: RefSeq, a predicted model, not a curated record